AUGACCAGCAUCCUGGAGCCGAUGUUGAACUACAUCGCCCGCGGCCCCAUCGAGGUAAUCUUUUCUGGCACCUGGGCCGAGGGCAGCAUGACCUAUGCCGACAUGGUCUUCAACAUGGUCAAGAAGGUCUUGCACUUGCCAGGCGUCGGCUCGGAGAAGGACGCCGCAGCCGCCGCCGAACUGGCUACAGCACUCUUCGCCCACGCGACACCUCCAGUUGCUGAUGCUUGGCUCCCUGCUUAUUUCGCAGAAUUCUGGACGCGGGUGGCCGAAGUUGAGACCAGCGACCUCCGGCAAGCUUUGCUUGUGGCCUUUGCCACGCAGAUGUGGUACAACCCGGAGCUUUUCCUUCGAUGCACUGAGCAGCGGGGAGUCACCAUCCAGCUUUUUGAGGUGUGGAUGCAGAAGCUCUCUUCGCUCCGGCGCUUGAAGCAUCGGAAGGUGGCGCUGCUGGGCUUGGUCCAACUUUUGCGUAUGGCCUUUGCGCAGGCACUCCCGGCCAACCUUGCGCAAGGACUGCCCCACCUCGUCACCACCUUGGCCGUCCAAAGCAAAGAGACGCUCCGACUCAGGGAGAAGGCAGCGAGCCGGCGGCAGGAUGAGGAUACAGAAAGCGAGGACGGGACUGCUGAGCCAGGGCAGAUGGACCAGGUUCUGCGCAAGUUGCAGAUGGCAUCCGACAAUGACGACAACGAAGAUAAUGACUCCGAGGCCCUCAGCGACGAGGGUUUCGAUGGCAUGGUGCACGCAGCGGGUGGCAAGCUCCUGGAUUUGAAU
Symbiodinium necroappetens is the source of this 777-nucleotide messenger RNA. NCBI's taxonomy places the organism in Eukaryota, Dinophyceae, Suessiales, Symbiodiniaceae. The record is from the annotation of a GenBank genome assembly.